AUGCCGAAGCGCGACCCCGCUGCACCUCCAUCGUCCGUGAGUGUCGACGCUCGCUUCUACUCGCCGGUCCGCACCUCCUCCGUUGCUCGUGCCGCGACAAGCCCUCCUGUCACCUUCCCACUCGAGCGCCCCAACAACGCGAGCCAGAGCGAUUCGCUCCACCACCGCGAGCGAGCCCCGCACCAACUCAUGCCUCCACUGCUACUCGUGCCGCGCCACCACCGGGGUUCCCCUUGCCCGCAAGCUCAUACCGCCCGACGCGCCGCACCCGGUCGCCGCCGCGACCGCCGCCGCCGCCGCCGAGCUCCCGUUCGCCGACCCCGACGAUCACCGCCCCUCGCCGAACCACCGCCUCCCCGCCGCUCCGCCGUGCCGCUCGGACCCGGACCCGACGCAGCUGCUGCCCCUCCUCGCCGCUUCAACCCGACGCCGUUCGAGCCAAGCCGCCCCCGUUGCCGUUUGACCAAUGCCGACCGUCGCCGACGAACCGCCGCCGCUUCUUGCUUUGCCACCGCCAAAUCACCGCCGCCCACCGCGUCUCCGCCGCCGAGACGCCGACAUGCGAAGAAACCCUAG
Eucalyptus grandis is the source of this 576-nucleotide messenger RNA. RefSeq names its product serine/arginine repetitive matrix protein 1-like. NCBI's taxonomy places the organism in Eukaryota, Viridiplantae, Streptophyta, Magnoliopsida, Myrtales, Myrtaceae. The transcript has a single exon. The record is from RefSeq and is a predicted model, not a curated record. Bases 1 to 576 code for a protein of 191 amino acids.